AUGAGUUGCCCCAGUUGGAACUGUCGGGGUCUGGGCGGUACCCGAUCAGUCCGAGAACUUCUGGACUUUAUGUCCAAACACCGCCCCAUGUUUGUCUUCUUGAUGGAGACAAAGGCAACAAUUAGUAAGUUAGAGGAACUGCGUAUGCGAUUGGGUUUUGAAGGCAAAGUUUGUGUGGAACGUACAGGUCUCGGCGGGGGCCUCGCGUUUCUUUGGCGGGAUACGGAUGUGGCAUCUUUGAUUAAUUACUCUCCCAAUCAUAUUGACAUGAAAAUCACUCUGCCUGGCCGACCAGCAUGGAGACUCACUGGUUUCUAUGGUGAAUCGGAUAGGGCUCGACGACACAUCACGUGGGAUCUACUUCGGCAACUCAGGGACAACUCAUCUCUCCCCUGGGUGGUCAUUGGCGAUUUCAACGACAUAGCAUGUCACUCGGAAAAGCAGGGCACACACCCCCAUCCGGCGGCACUGAUCGAGGGGUUCAAUGAUGUACUGGGGGACUGCCAAUUAAUGGAUCUGGGUAUGAGGGGAGGCAGAUUCACCUGGGAGAAGGGACGUGGUACUGAGGAGUGGGUUGAAGAGCGUCUAGAUAGAGCGGUGGCCACAACGGAAUGGAUAGAUAUGCAUGAUGACGUGGUUGUUCAUAACCUUUUCACAAGGUCAUCAGAUCACCGAGCCAUCUUGGUUAAUCUAGAUAUAGAACCUGUGCGGGCAGCUCAUCGAUCUUUUAAAUUUGAGUCGGCCUAG
This is a messenger RNA of Ipomoea nil (Japanese morning glory), 747 nucleotides long. RefSeq lists its product as uncharacterized. Gene Ontology annotation, molecular function: catalytic activity. The record is from RefSeq and is a predicted model, not a curated record. The transcript has a single exon. Bases 1 to 747 code for a protein of 248 amino acids. Lineage: Eukaryota; Viridiplantae; Streptophyta; Magnoliopsida; Solanales; Convolvulaceae.